AUGUGUUCGAAGCCGGCUCCUUUCGGGUACAGUAUCACUCUGACGACAGCGCAUCUCAUUGCUGCUCCCAUUUAUGCUAUGGCUUUCUAUACAUUACAUGCUGAGAAAUCGUCUAAUUUUAAGGUCUACAAAAGAUAUUUGGCAAUUCAUGCUGUCAGGUGAGUUUGAAGGAUUGUCCAAGUGAACUCUUGUUUGAGGAAAAAUAUUAUUAUUAUUAUUAUUAAUUUACGUUUUUAACGUGAAAAUUAUUAGAGAAGAGAGAGAAUGUGAACAGAGGGGAUCACAAAUCACAAACUAUAGUUAUCCCUUGAUUCCAGCACAAACUCCGGACAUGUUUUUCAGCAACUUCAUCUUCGAACUGCAUCUGUCGGUCGUCAUGAAACCCGUUCUUUAUCUCCCAAAUCCAAUAGUCAGAUUCACCGGCGUCUCCUUCCUACGGUUCAUCAACGGCGGAAUCACUUUCUUCGUCUUUCUACUUAUAAUUGUGCUAACGUGUUGGUCAAUCAUUGAACUAUUUCAUUAUCGUUUCAAACUGAUUUCUGACAGUAAUUUGGUAUCCCUUUGGGUCCAGAAGUUUGCAUCAAUAAUCGAGACGUCGCGGUGGCUUCUGAUUGUGCUCACAGUGCUGACAGUAUGCUCACUGGCUCUCUGUGUUGUCGGACUAUUUGAUCAGACGAUGCACAAGCUGAAAUUGCAGGUAUCUCAUAGUCUACAAGUUCUACAGAAGUCCCAGUUUCCAGGCUCUCGACUAUUACCCAGAGAUCCUAUGUAUGUCUGCCCUGGUGCUUCCAAACUCCUCUAGUACCGGACUCAAGCCUAUUCACUUCUUCAACCUCUCCGCUCUUCUUUCCAUCUUUGUCGGCUGCUUCCUUUGCGCAUCCAUGGGAGUCGUCUCCCUUCUGGCUCUUCGCGAAAUGCUCCAUCAAACGAGAACGUCGCUGCGAACGAUUGCAAUGCACAAAGCGUUCCUAUUCAGUCUGUUUUGUCAAAUAAGUGUGCACGGCGCCAUGUUGGGAUUUCCGAUGUGCAUUUAUAUCGUCUCAGUAGUUUUUAAUUUUGAUGGCAAUGGUCGGACGAAUAGAUUAUGACACCUUCAACAUCGCCUAUGUUUUUCAGACGUUGGCUACGUGGCCAUAGUGUUGGCGUCAAUGCACGGCGCCAUGAGCACGCUUGCCAUGAUCGCGUUCAACCGUCCUUUGUACGAACUUGCAAUUUCCCGGGUGCUUUCGAUGUUCACCUCAAACAACGUUGUAGUUAGAGAACAAUCUUUCCUCACAGUCGUUCAUUCCCAAUAAAUUGUUUUGAACUAGUGCAUUGCGUUCAAUUAUUCAGUUUCCACCAAAAAAAAAAAAAAGAGAAGAGGUGGAAAUGUUUACGCUUACCCGGAAAACAUAAGUGAAAGGUUGGUGGUUCGCCGGGUGACAAAAAGAGAAGCCCCGUGACACCUUCUUGUGUAAGUGUUUGUGGUUUCUCUGAAUACUUCCUGAGCUCAGUCGUUUCGAACACACACGUCAAACUGAACACUAAGACCACUUGAGCUUUCAGAACCAGUUAUUGAGGCAGAGUGGCUCGACGAUUUCGUUUUAAAACAAAACUAUUUUGGGCAAAGUUUAGAAUAACAAGGAAUUAUUUAGCAAGACCUUUAACGUUCCGUCAUGGCUAUUUUCAAGAACACAUUUUUCAUCCUCGGUUUUCAAAUAGAGUAUUUCAAUGACGAUGUGUUCCAAAGAAUCUUCCGUCUAAUCCCUCAUUUCGUUGUUUGUCUCUCCACAAUCAUUGUGCACUUCGACGCAUCUCGAACAAAACCACUUCACAAUCCUCUUCUUCUUCUUCUUCUUCUUCUAAUUCCGACGCCGACGUCAACUCCCUCUACAACACCACUCUUCACCAUUUCUAAUUCAAUGAUUCCUCUCUUCUUCUCGUUCUUCUAACGAGUCGCCUUCGGAAGUGCCAACGCCUCCUUCCGGAGCCACCAUUCUUUUGGCCUUCAAUUCAGUUCAGAUCAAACUUCAACUCACAAUCAGUCCAUUUUUUUUUCUAUUUCAGGCACAAAAUGUAUGUGCUGCGAGCAGCUCUUCUUUCGCUUCUGCUUACCUCUGCAAUCGUGCAGGUCGAGGGCAAUUGGUUGAGACAGCGGAACGUUCAGUGGCACGGUUCAUUGGAUGAAUUGGUUAGUUUAAAGGAGUACUUGAGGACAGUGAUCUUUAAUAGGCGUUUUACCAAAUUUUCAAAAAUAGGCUGGUAAGUUAGUAUUUUAUCAGUGGUGUAAAAACACAGGAAACAAAGGAAACAAGGAGAAACACGGAAACAUGGCUUACCAUGCAUCUAUAAUCGAAUCCACACCUUUGUUUUUUGAUAAGCCAUAAUGAUUUUCAUAUAUUCAGCCGAACCAUCAAAUGCGAAACACCAAGAAGACGUUCCUUCCACCCCGCUAUCAGAACCUUUGGGGUCAGGGUGAAUCGAGUAAAGUGGUCAGUUCGUCGGCGCUUGCUCCACAAAAUAUGGACGACUAUAAGAUGCAAACGCAACAGCGGCAAGUGUUCUCCUGGCAGCCGAACAAUGCUUUAGAGUGGUAA
This is a messenger RNA of Caenorhabditis sp. 36 PRJEB53466, 2576 nucleotides long. The record is from the annotation of a GenBank genome assembly. NCBI's taxonomy places the organism in Eukaryota, Metazoa, Nematoda, Chromadorea, Rhabditida, Rhabditidae.